AUGUUCAGGGUUUUCGCCCUGGCCAAGGGUAUGCGCGGAAAGAGCAAGAACUGUUUCAAGGUUGCUAUUGGUCAAGUGCAAGAGGCUUUAGAGCAUCAGUACGUCCACCGCAAGCUGAUUAAGCGCGACACGCGGUCCUUGUGGAUACAGAGGAUAAACGCGGCGUCGAGAGAGCACGGGAUGAAGUAUGCAGAAUUCAUCCAUGGCAUGAAACUCGCCAACGUCCUCUCUGACCUCGCAAUCACGGAGCCUGCUGCCUUCCGGCUGGUGGCGGAGACCGCAAAGCAAUCGCUCAUAGAGAAGUAUGCCGCUGCGAGGGAGCAGGUGAUGCGAGAGCGCGAGGCCCAGAAGGAACAAAAGAAGUAA
Messenger RNA from Guillardia theta CCMP2712, 366 nucleotides. RefSeq lists its product as hypothetical. Gene Ontology annotation, biological process: ribosomal large subunit assembly; translation. NCBI's taxonomy places the organism in Eukaryota, Cryptophyceae, Pyrenomonadales, Geminigeraceae. Gene Ontology annotation, molecular function: rRNA binding; structural constituent of ribosome. The coding region runs from base 1 to 366 and encodes 121 amino acids. The record is from RefSeq and is a predicted model, not a curated record. The transcript is spliced from 4 exons. Gene Ontology annotation, cellular component: ribosome.